Molecule: messenger RNA, 1015 nt
Organism: Thamnophis sirtalis
Lineage: Eukaryota; Metazoa; Chordata; Lepidosauria; Squamata; Natricidae
Source: RefSeq, a predicted model, not a curated record
AUGCAUUCUCCUCAUCGUGUCAUAAAAUCAUCUCUAAUGUUUGCUACAAAUCAUUCAGGUUCUCUGUCAACAACAUGGCAUACAAUGGUGGAAGAAGCUGAUGAUUGGCUGCGCUAUGGCAAUCCUUGGGAAAAAGCCCGCCCUGAAUACAUGCUUCCUGUACAUUUCUAUGGUCGAGUAGAUCAUACCCCUAAUGGGGUUAAAUGGGUUGAUACUCAGGUUAUUCUUGCCAUGCCUUAUGAUACCCCAGUUCCUGGAUACAAGAACAAUACAGUUAAUACCAUGAGACUGUGGUCAGCCAAGGCACCCAAUGAUUUCAACCUCGAAGAAUUUAAUGUUGGUGAUUAUAUCCAAGCUGUGUUGGAUAGAAACCUAGCAGAAAACAUAUCCAGAGUGUUGUACCCUAAUGAUAAUUUUUUUGAAGGAAAGGAAUUGCGUCUGAAGCAGGAGUACUUUGUGGUAGCUGCCACUCUCCAGGACAUCAUACGACGAUUCAAGUCUUCCAAAUUUGGAUGCCGUGACCCAGUGAGGACCUGUUUUGAAACCUUCCCAGACAAGGUUGCCAUUCAGCUAAAUGACACUCACCCAGCGCUUUCCAUUCCUGAGCUCAUGAGAAUCUUUGUUGAUGUUGAACAGAUGGAGUGGGAUAAGGCCUGGGAAAUCACAAAACGAACCUGUGCAUACACCAAUCAUACAGUGCUGCCUGAGGCCCUGGAGCGCUGGCCGGUGUCUAUGUUUGAGAAGCUCCUGCCCAGGCAUCUGGAGAUCAUUUACAUUAUCAACCAAAAGCAUUUGGAUAUUCAAAGAUUUCUACGACAUAGAGCCAGAAAAAUUUCAAAACAAAACCAAUGGUAUCACUCCCAGACGAUGGCUUCUGCUGUGUAACCCAGGACUCUCCGAAGUCAUUGUGGAGAGAAUUGGGGAAGAUUUCCUAACUGAUCUUAGCCAGCUAAAGAAGCUGCUGGAUUUUGUCAACGAUGAAGCCUUUAUUAGGGAUGUAGCUAAAGUUAAACAG